Molecule: messenger RNA, 1731 nt
Organism: Alternaria atra
Lineage: Eukaryota; Fungi; Ascomycota; Dothideomycetes; Pleosporales; Pleosporaceae
Exons: 3
Coding region: 1-1731 (576 amino acids)
Source: RefSeq, a predicted model, not a curated record
AUGGUGCUUUUGUUUCCAAUUCUAAUCGCUGCUUUGGCCAGUGCUAAAUGCUUCGAGCCAAAUAUCGCGCAUCCACCACCUGAGUACGAUGUGCACAAUCUCAUGCUCCAGGAAGCAUUCGAGUCCAUCAACACAGCGCUCACGAAAGCUGUAGCUGCGCCGGAGUUUGCUCGAACCUCUUUCUCGGUAGAGAUUACUUCGUCGAAAGAAACGCUGUGGUCGCAGCAUCACACGGCACGCGAACGCAACGACUCUCGUCCAGAUAUCCCCGAGGUCAACGGCGAUGCGUUGUACCGUAUCGCUAGCAUAACAAAGACCUUUACCGUACUCGGUAUAUUGUAUCAACACGCAGCUGGUAAUUUGAGCCUGGAUGCGACAGUGAAUUCCUACCUCGAAGAGCUAGGAGAGAAGUCGGAUGGUGGCAUACCAUGGAAGGACAUCACAUUGCGCAGUCUGGCCAGCCAGUUAAGUGGCCUUCCACGCGAGUGGGCUCAAGGCGAUUUGAUCAACGAGAACUACGAAGAGCUGAAUCCAAGUUACCUGGGUCUACCGCCUCAUGUGUCACGAAAAGGGUUGCCGCAUUGUGAUGAAUACUCACCGAAUUAUGAGAGACCCUGCACAGCCAGAGAUUUGUUCAAGCAGGUUAAAAAGUUCGCGCCACUCUUUGCGCCCAACCAAGCAUCGUCCUACUCCAACCUCGCUUUUGAGAUCCUCGGUCUUGUCCUCUCGCGGGUAACGAACCAGACCUACGAAACUUAUAUCGAAGAAGCCAUCUUCAAGCCUCUAAAUAUGUCUACCAGCACGCUCGCGAAACCCGCCGACUCUGCUGGUGUCAUUCCGGCGGGCUCACAGUUUUGGGAUGUUCAAGAGGGUGUUCAAAAUCCCACAGGCGGCAUCUACAGUUCCUCAAGCGAUCUGUCCAAAUACCUCCGCUAUGUCCUAACGCAUUUCAACGCCGUUACCCACGCGAUCAAUUGGCUGCAUCCCGUCUCCCCAUCCCGCGGUAUGAAUUCCUUUUACGGAAUGCCAUGGGAAAUAUUCCAGACAGACCGGAUACUCAGAGAGUCGAAGCGCACAGUACGUUUCGUAACUAAAGGCGGAGGAUUACCAGGCUACACUUCCAUCAUUAUGACAGUGCCAGAGUAUGACUUAGGUAUCACCAUUCUGGUCGCUGGCCCUAGCGGGAUCUUCUCCAAGCUUCAAGAUAUCGUGACUAUGACCAUGGUACAAGCAGCCGAGAAACUUGCUAUCCAGCAAAUGCGUGAUCGCUACGCCGGUACAUAUAGUGCUUCAGAUCCAGAGUUGAACUCUACCGUGACGCUUGAAGCCGACCACCGCGGUCUCGUCGUCACAACCUGGAUUUCGAAUGGAACGGAUGUCUUCGAAUCGCCCAUCACGAAAGGCAGCACCCCGUCGCACUACUACGCACAGCUCAGUCCAACGCUUCUCUAUCGUGACGAGGAAAAGCAGCAAGGUGAGGAGUGGCGUACAAUGAUCGUUGAGGAGCACGGAGAGGGUCUAGGACCUAUUUGGGAUGACUUCUGCGUUGAGAACUGGGAUAUGUCCUCUUAUGCUGGCAUCCCUUUCAAUGCCGCCGUGUUCUGGGAUGAGCAAAAGGAUGGCCACAUCCGAACGCUGGAACUACCGGCCUUCAGGGUAAACCUUACCAGAGUGGACGAGAAGAAGGGAGGGAAUAGGGAAUAUGAUCAACAAGAAGCGAUGGAGCUCUAA